Molecule: messenger RNA, 1566 nt
Organism: Talaromyces rugulosus
Lineage: Eukaryota; Fungi; Ascomycota; Eurotiomycetes; Eurotiales; Trichocomaceae
Exons: 4
Coding region: 1-1566 (521 amino acids)
Molecular function (GO): heme binding; iron ion binding; oxidoreductase activity, acting on paired donors, with incorporation or reduction of molecular oxygen
Source: RefSeq, a predicted model, not a curated record
AUGUCACUUACGAGUUGGCUGGCUAUUUGCGGUUGGUUCAUACUUCUGGUCUUGUGGAUGUCCGAUACCACAGACGUUCCUUUCAUCAAACAUUUGCCGUCGAUUCCUGGCUUUCCGAUCGUGGGAAACCUUGUUCAGCUUGGGACUGAACAGCCACGACGUUUGGCUGAGUUGGCAAGACAAUAUGGACCUGUUUUCCAGAUCAGAUUGGGAAAUAAGCGAUUCGUGGUGGCGAAUAGCUUCGAGUCUAUUAAGCAGCUCUGGAUCAACAACCAAUCUAGUCUGAUAUCUCGACCUACGCUACAUACAUUUCAUAAUGUACUUUCAUCUUCGCAAGGCUUUACCAUCGGCACUUCACCAUGGGAUGAGUCCUGUAAGCGACGACGGAAAGCCGCCGCUGCAGCAUUGAACCGACCUUCGGUUGUCUCCUACAUGCCUUUUGUCGAUCUGGAAUCCUAUGUGAGUAUUAAAGAGAUUCUGCAGCAACUAGAUCACAGUGAAGCACAAGUAGAUCUCGACCCCUAUCCGUUGUUUCAACGGCUCGCCCUCAACCUCAGCUUGACGCUCGGAUACGGGUUUCGCAUUGAUGGUUCCGUUAACAACAAGCUCUUGCGUGAGAUAGUAACUGUGGAACGUGGAAUCAGCACUCUCCGUAGCACCAGUAACAAUUGGCAAGACUUUAUACCUCUGCUAAGACUUUUUCCCAAGAGAACGAACGAAGCAUCCGAUCUUCGGCAACGGCGAGAUGUUUAUCUCGAAACCCUAUUGCAGAAACUCAAGGAUAGGAUAGCAUCAGGAACUCAUGUAUCAUGCAUCACAGGAAACAUUCUGCAAGAUCCGGAAUGCAAACUUACCCAUGAGGAAAUAAAAUCGAUUUGCGUGACAAUGAUAGCAGGAGGUCUUGACACGACACCUGCCACUAUUUUGCUCGGUAUUGCAAUUCUUUCAGGACCAAAUGGUGCUUUACUUCAAACGAAACUGCUGGAGGAUAUUCACAAAACAUAUUCUGACGGAAAUGCUUGGGAAAGGUGCCUGAAGGACGAGCAAUGUGAAUAUGUGAAAGCCUUUUGCAAAGAGGUGCUUCGCUUCUGGACGGUCAUUCCGAUGUCCCUGCCACGCGUCAGCAUCAAGGACGUUGUGUGGCAGGGUGCGACGAUCCCUGCUGGAACUACAUUCCUGAUGAAUGCCUGGGCGGCAGACUUUGAUCCUGACCAUUUCAAGUUCCCCCACGAAUUCACCCCAGAGCGGUUCCUGGAUAUCCCUGAUGGAUCGGGCACACAACACUUCGCCUUUGGAGCAGGCUCUCGCAUGUGUACCGGCUCUCAUCUGGCGUACAGGGAAAUGUAUAUCACAUUCGUACGCAUGCUCAUUGCAUUUGAGGUGUUGCCUGCUAGAGAUCCAGCAGAAAGACCAAUCUUGACAGGUCCUCUUGAGUGCAAUGCCAACCAGUCGGGAUUGUCCAUUGAGCCGAAAGCCUUCAAGAUCGGCUUUCGCGUCCGCGAUAGGGUCUGCCUUGAGAAGUUGUUGGAGCAAAGUGAGGCUGCAACAAACCAUAUCAAAAAAUAA